This is a messenger RNA of Leguminivora glycinivorella, 2769 nucleotides long. RefSeq names its product sodium-independent sulfate anion transporter-like. The record is from RefSeq and is a predicted model, not a curated record. Lineage: Eukaryota; Metazoa; Arthropoda; Insecta; Lepidoptera; Tortricidae. Gene Ontology annotation, molecular function: secondary active sulfate transmembrane transporter activity. Gene Ontology annotation, biological process: transmembrane transport. Gene Ontology annotation, cellular component: membrane. Bases 258 to 2138 code for a protein of 626 amino acids. The transcript is spliced from 11 exons.
CCUAGAUUUAAUCUUAUAAAUGAAGAAAAUUAAUGUUAUAUUCUGACACUAUUUACUGACGACCUAGCCGAAGACAGGAUCAUUGACGCUAUAAGUUGCAAUCGAAACGCUGCCUAGCACUUGCGCGCCUCUACAGAGAGCGAUAGCUUUUGUAACGUUGGCUAAUACAAAUUGAUAAUUUGAUGUCUUAAAACGAGUUGAAGCUUCGUGCCUUAUCAAAUCCCAAAAGGGAUAUUCGCCAUUUUAAAGGUCAAGCCAUGAAGGACCAGCUAAUAGAUUUGGAACCGGUCAAGACGAUGCGAAGAUGGUCUACUUCAAACCAGAGUCGACGCACUUCUGGCGCUCAUGACGACUUCGAAAUACCAUUCUCCAGUGUGCAAGAGGAAGGAACUCCUUUCCCGACGACCAAGGCGAAAGGUGGCUGGCGUCGGGUGCUUGAGCAGCGACUGCCUAUAAUCUCAUGGGCGCCGCGGUACAACCGGCUGACGGCUAUUGCUGACCUGGUGGCUGGCAUCACGCUUGGACUGACGCUGGUGCCUCAGAGCAUAGCGUAUGCUGCGCUGGCGGGGCUGCCUGUGCACUAUGGACUCUAUUCUUCGUUUAUGGGUACCCUCCUAUACAUGUUCUUCGGGACCGUAAAGGAAGUGAGCAUCGGGCCGACGAGUCUCAUGGCGCUGUUCGUGCUACAGACUUGCCAUGGUCUGCCGAUCCAGUACGUGGUGCUGCUCGCCUUCCUGUCUGGGUGUGUGGUCAUGCUGAUGGGACUGCUGCGGCUUGGGUUCCUAGUGGAUCUAAUUUCGCCGUCAGUGACCAGCGGCUUCACCUCAGGCACGGCUGUCAUCAUCGUCGUGACCCAAAUCAAGGGGCUACUUGGUAUCAGCUUUACCGCGGAGUCCAUUCCUGAGAACUUGGCCAAUAUUGUGCAGAAGUGGGGACAGGUGCAAGUGCCUGAUGUGCUGCUGAGUAUUGUUUGCUGCACUGUGCUGCUGUUGCUUAGGAAGCUAAAAGACAUUGACGUAGGUCCCAAGCGCCCUGUGCUGAAACGAGCUCUGUGGGUGAUCUCAAUCAGCCGCAACGCUUUAGUUGUGACAUGCGCUGCCUUCUUCGCGUACCACGCCUGCGACCAUGAGAAGCCGUUCAUCAAGCUUUCUGGCAAAGUAGAACCAGGCCUGCCGCCCCUCUCGCUGCCGCCUUUCAGCGUACCCCAUGGCAACGGCACUACAGGCUUCGUCGAGAUGGUGCAAGAGCUUGGAUCAGCGGUCAUCAUGCUGCCAAUCGUCAUGGUGCUAGCCAAUAUUGCUAUCGCUAAGGCCUUCUCAUCGGGCGGCCGCGUAGAUGCGACGCAAGAAAUGUUGACCCUGGGCAUAUGCAAUAUGGCAGGGGCAUUCUUUCACUCCAUGCCCACUGCCGGGGCCUUCACGCGGUCAGCUGUCUCGCACUCCAGUGGCGUUCAGACUCCAGCUGCCGGUUUAUAUUCAGCCGUUAUCGUGCUAAUGGCGCUGCGAUUCAUGACAUACUACUUCAAGUUCAUUCCAAAAGCUUGUCUCUCGUCGGUACUCAUUUGCGCCGUAAUUUUCAUGAUUGACUACAACACAGUAUUGCGUCUAUGGCGCACCUGUCGCGCCGAGCUGGCGGUGUUGAUGCUGACGUUUGUGGUGUGCCUUGUGGACAGCGUGGAGCGCGCUGUACUGGUUGGCGUGCUGGCUGCCACCGCCGUCUUGUUGCGUGGGGUGAUGCGGCCCGCGAUCCACCGACACACUGUGCAGGUCGGUGGCAUAGAAGCAACGCGCGUGCGGCCGACGCUGGCGCUAAUAUUCCUGAACGUGGAACACGUCACAGCACGCGUGACUGCUGCUGCGCGGAUGCGGCCUAACGCACCGCUGUUGCUGGACUGUAGCGCGCUGUCGCUCAUCGACGACGCCUCACGACAGGCGUUGGAGCGUCUAGUCAAAAAGUUCAAGAGCGUUGACCAAAAACUGAUCGCAUACAACGCGUCACCUGAAGUGCUAAAGAAUCUCCAACGGGUUGAAGGCUUAGAUCAACGCCCAUUGAGUGCCACCACUGCAAUGGAGGCGCUCACAGCUGUUUCCGAAACAAACGAGCACAUUGUCGAAACUACUGCGCUGCUGAAAAAGUAGCGAAUUACUUAAUUAUUAGAUAUUUAUUAAAGAAAGGUGCAUUCCCAAAAGGGUUGUGAUAGUCAUUAAGUUUUUUUAAUAUAAUGUACAAUAAAACAAAACAGUAGAAAUCGAAAUGAGAGGCCGAAAUGGUCUCCACUCAGCAAUGCAGCCGACACGACAGGCGUGUCAACGGUGCUGGUUUUCUGCGGAGCCAGCGAGGUGUGCGGGACAGCAUACUAGUUGUGGACAUCGUGAUUAAAUAGUGCCAAUUAAAUACGUUAAAUUUAUAUUAUAUAUACACACAUACAUAUCUAAAUAUAUGUGACACGAUUCGAAUUUUAGAAAGAUUUUUUGUGAAGUAUGCUGUGAUUUUUUAGACUUUAUUAGGUACCUAAUUAUUUACAAAUCUCAGUAUUAUACAACUGAGUAUGAUUGGUAUGAUAAUAAGUUAGUUAGUUAGAAUGUAAAGUCGUAAGAGGCAUGUCAAAAACGGAAUUAACUGCAAAUAUGUUACAUUUUUAACCCCCGACGCAAAAAGAGAGAUGUUAUGACUUUAACCGUUAAGUGUGUCUCUCUGUGACACUGUAUUAGCUUCUAAAUGGGUAAACCGAUUUGGUUGUGUUUUUUUUAUUUUAAAGAGGGUUUUUAG